CCUUUCACCUUUAUCCUGUAAGACAUGUCAAAGUUCAACUUGUAUAGAGGGAGGGAAAACGUGCUGCAUGCUGCAAUCUGCAGAAAAUCUUACGUUCCUGCAAAUGUAAGAAGUUUCUAAGAUGGCAGAACAGCUCGAGAGCCUGGCGUCACCAUUGAACACUAUUCAGGAGAAAUGGAAGUUGUUGCCAGCCUUUCUGAAGGUAAAGGGACUGGUGAAACAACACAUCGACUCCUUCAACUACUUCAUCAAUGUGGAAAUUAAGAAGAUUAUGAAAGCCAAUGAGAAGAUUGUGAGUGAUGCAGACCCCAACUUCUACUUAAAGUAUCUGAACAUCUAUGUAGGAAUGCCAGAUGUGGAGGAAGGCUUCAACAUCACCAAGCCUAUCGCACCGCACGAGUGUCGAUUGCGGGAUAUGACGUACUCUGCACCAAUCACAGUGGACAUUGAAUACACCAGGGGCAACCAGCGAGUUGUGAGAAAUAACCUACCGAUCGGAAGAAUGCCCAUCAUGCUGCGCAGCUCCAACUGUGUACUGACCGGGAAGUCCCCCUCGGAGCUGGCCAAACUCAAGGAGUGUCCACUGGACCCAGGGGGGUACUUCCUAGUCAAGGGGGUGGAGAAGGUCAUCCUGAUCCAGGAGCAGUUGUCCAAGAACCGCAUGAUUGUGGAAACUGACCGGAAGGGCCUCAUCAGCUGUUCAGUCACCAGUUCCACCCAUGAGCGUAAGACAAAGACGUACGUUGUUCAGAAGAAUGCCAAGUACUUCCUGAAACACAACACUUUCACUGAAGACAUUCCCAUUGCUAUUGCAUUCAAAGCCAUGGGUGUGGAGAGUGACCAGGAGAUAGUCCAGCUGAUCGGUACUGAUGCCCGCACCAUGGCAGCUGUGGCACCCAGUCUGGAGGAGUGUCAUAAGGCACAAGUCUUCACUCAGAAACAGGCUCUCCGGUUCAUUGGUGUGAAAGUUCGGCGCUCUCGGUGGGGAGGUCCCAAGAGGACCCGGGUGGAGGAGGCGAGGGAGGUCCUACACUCCACCAUCCUCGCACAUGUGCCGGUUGUGAAGUUUAACUUCAGACUGAAGUGUGUGUACCUGGCCCUGAUGGUGAGGCGAGUUGUGCAGGCACAAGCCCAGGACAGAGUGGAUGACCGAGACUACUACGGUAACAAACGUCUGGAGCUGGCAGGACAGCUUCUAGCUUUGUUGUUUGAAGAUCUAUUCAAGAAGUUCAAUGCAGAGCUGAAGAAGAUAGCCGACCAGACCAUCCCCAAGCCUCGUGCAGCCCAGUUUGACAUUGUGAAACACAUGAGACAAGACCAGAUCACUAACGGUCUCGUCAACGCCAUAUCAACGGGAAACUGGACAGUGAAGCGGUUUAAGAUGGACCGUGCAGGUGUGACCCAGGUCUUGUCUCGCCUGUCCUUCAUCUCAGCACUGGGCAUGAUGACCAGGAUAUCCAGUCAGUUUGAGAAGACCCGUAAAGUGAGCGGUCCACGUUCCCUCCAGCCGUCCCAGUGGGGCAUGUUGUGUCCAUCGGAUACUCCAGAAGGAGAGGCAUGUGGACUUGUGAAGAACCUUGCCCUGAUGACCCACAUCACGACUGACUCUGAAGAACAACCCAUCCAGAGACUGGCCUUUAACCUGGGUGUAGAGGAUGUUCACCUGUUGUCAGGAGAGGAGCUGAACUCCCAGGACUCCUACCUGGUGAUGCUGAAUGGUAACAUCCUGGGGGUGAUCUGUGACCACCAGCACCUCAUCAGGUCCUUCCGCAAGAUGAGGAGAGCCGGCUACAUCAACGAGUUCGUCUCCAUCUGUCCCAACCACGAGCACAGAUGUGUCAACAUCGCCUCGGACGCGGGCAGGGUGUGUCGACCCUACAUCAUUGUGACCAAUGGCAGGCCUAUGGUGACUAACAGGCACAUUGAAGAGCUGACCAAAGGAUACAGGGCAUUUGAAGACUUCUUGCGUGAGGGACUGGUGGAAUAUUUGGAUGUUAAUGAAGAAAAUGACUGUAACAUCACGUUAUAUGAGGCAGACAUCACUCGCGACACGACCCAUCUGGAGAUAGAACCCUUCACCAUCCUGGGUGUGUGUGCAGGGCUCAUCCCCUACCCACAUCAUAACCAGUCACCCAGGAACACCUACCAGUGUGCCAUGGGGAAACAAGCAAUGGGUGCCAUUGGGUACAACCAACAUAACAGGAUCGACACACUGCUGUACCUGUUAGUGUUCCCACAGAGACCCAUGGUCAAGACUAAGACGAUUGAGUUGAUAGACUACGAGAAGUUACCAGCGGGUCAGAAUGCCACAGUGGCUGUUAUGAGCUACAGUGGGUAUGAUAUAGAAGAUGCUCUUAUUCUCAACAAGUCAUCAGUGGACAGAGGCUUUGGUCGCUGCUUAGUGUAUCGAAAACAGAACUGCACGUUAAAGCGAUAUUCCAACCAGACGUUUGACCGUGUUAUGGGCCCCAUGGUGGACGCUGCGACCAGGAAACCCAUCUGGAGACACGAGAUACUGGAUGUGGACGGGAUAUGUGCGCCAGGGGAACGGGUACAGAACAAACAAGUGUUGGUAAACAAGUCCAUGCCCAAACAAACGAUGAACCCUGUGCAAACUCCUGGUCAGCAGCCUGAGUACCAGGAUGUACCCAUCACGUACAAGGGGCCGGUGGACUCGUAUGUGGAGACUGUCCUGGUGUCGUCCAACCAGGAGGAAGCCUUCCUCAUCAAGAUGUUACUGAGACAAACCCGCAGGCCUGAGAUAGGAGACAAGUUCAGCAGCAGACAUGGGCAGAAAGGUGUGUGUGGCUUGAUAGUGAACCAGGAGGACAUGCCAUUUACUGAUCAGGGAAUCUGCCCAGACAUUAUCAUGAAUCCCCAUGGCUUCCCUUCCCGUAUGACUGUGGGAAAGCUGAUGGAACUGCUGGCAGGCAAGGCUGGGGUGCUGGAGGGAAAGUUCCACUAUGGUACAGCAUUUGGUGGCAGUAAGGUAAAGGAUGUGUGUGAAGAGCUGGUUCAACAUGGCUUCAACUACCAGGGCAAGGACUACCUCACCUCAGGCAUUACUGGGGAACCACUGAACGCCUACAUCUACACAGGCCCAGUGUACUACCAGAAACUCAAGCACAUGGUGCUGGACAAGAUCCACGCUCGAGCCAAAGGGCCACGCGCCGUGCUGACCAGACAACCCACCGAGGGGAGGUCAAGGGACGGAGGUCUGCGACUUGGUGAAAUGGAGCGAGACUGUCUGAUUGGGUAUGGUGCCAGCAUGCUCCUUCUGGAGAGACUGAUGAUCUCCAGCGACCAGUUUGAGGUGGAUGUGUGCGGGGAGUGUGGCCUGCUGGGAUACUCGGGGUGGUGCCAGUACUGUAAGUCGUCCCGUAACGUGUCCAGUCUGAAGAUGCCCUACGCCUGCAAACUGCUGUUCCAGGAGCUCCAGUCUAUGAACAUAGCUCCUCGAUUGAAACUGGUCAAGUACAACGAGUAAAGACUCACAUCCGUACAGCCUAUCGUGACACACUUAACCAUUUCUCAGAUCAAGGGUCAAUGACUUUCAUGGCUGUAUGUGAAGAGGAUACACGAAUUUCGACCCAUACAAACUGCUUGGGGGAUUUUGUGCACAAACUGUCUAUGUCAUCACAAAUGACCGCAGAUAACAGAACGCAUUUGAACGACAUUCCCCCAAACCCAUUACUUACAACUCACCUCCUUCCCCAUCCUUCACUUAAUGUGCUCAGAUUGUGCAGUUCAUUCAGCUUUCAUCAUGCCACUCUUGCUGUUGCUUUGGAAAUAUUGUGUUGAAUCCAACAAAUUUUAGACAGCCAACUGCAUUUGACAAGCUGCAAAUGCUAAAUCAGCAGCUAGUUUAUCCCAAUUGUAGUAAUUGUAAUUUACCUUGUUUCUUUCUGGCUGAAAAAUUGUUGAACAUGUUCUAUUAUCUACGGGUCUAUGCACCAUGAUAUAGACAGUGAGGAAAGUCCUAUUACAAAAGCAGUUUGAGCAUUUUGAAUUGUUUAUUUGACAUGUAGACAUCAUCAUCACUCACAUAUCUGAUGCUGUGCUGAGUUCCACAGCUGUGGAUGUGUAUGUACUGUGCUUAUGGAGUCUUCCAUCCAUACUCUUCAGAUGUACCUGACACAAACCCAGUCUACAGCGGUGUUGUUCAAUCAAGAGCCACCCUAAACCAUCUCUUGUUUUAUAUCGUGCCAGGCUAUCAUGGAUAUACAAUGUAUAUUUUUCGUACAUGUAUAUUAAAACAUAUGUAGGCCCCGGUGGCCUGGUCUAAAAUCCCAGACUUGUGCUAUAAUUUUCUUUAUUUCUAUUCUUCGUAAGAAGUUGGCCAAAAACUUGAAAGGUUUAAAAGUUUGAAUGGUUUAAAAGAAUUGAAAUCAUGGUACAAAUGUAACAGAGUCACAAUCUGAAGUAUAGGAUGGAAUAUCAGUGUUUGACUGCAAUGUGAGGAAAUUGUUAUUCUCUGUUGAUAUGAUAAUGUAUUUGGCAGUAUAUCAAGGUCUUGGAUAUACAAAACAUGCCUUUGAUAUACAGCAGAUAACAACAAUUAUGUUUGAAUAUCCAGCUUCACUUUUUAUGAACCAACUGUGGGUGACAUUGAGUCUGGACCUGAGAAUAUCAUUGCAAUAAAGCAACUGUUCUUGGAA
Messenger RNA from Branchiostoma floridae (Florida lancelet), 4658 nucleotides. Its product is annotated as DNA-directed RNA polymerase III subunit RPC2-like. Gene Ontology annotation, molecular function: ribonucleoside binding; DNA binding; DNA-directed RNA polymerase activity. The coding region runs from base 122 to 3487 and encodes 1121 amino acids. Gene Ontology annotation, biological process: DNA-templated transcription. The record is from RefSeq and is a predicted model, not a curated record. Gene Ontology annotation, cellular component: RNA polymerase III complex. Lineage: Eukaryota; Metazoa; Chordata; Leptocardii; Amphioxiformes; Branchiostomatidae. The transcript has 33 exons.